AUGGUGGCGCCGGUCGAAACACCGCAACCUCCACCGCCCUCUGCCACCUCUGACCCGCUAGCGGUAGCAGACAGGAAGCCGAAGCUGCGAUCGCGACGAGCCGGAUACUUCCGCAAGCUGUGCUCCGGAAUAGUCGGGCCGCUUGGUUUAGUAGUCGGCUUGUCCUUGGCCUUGGUCCUCGUCGUGGUCUCCCUGCUUGGCUCCGUCCUUCUCUGGUUCCGGGGCUUGUACGAGGUGUUCGAGUGGCUUACACAGCCCAUUGAGCAGGAUGGAAGCGAGAGCGACCCGUGCCACGUCUCGCUCGUGGGAAAAGGGGCCAUCCUGCCCGGUGCGUUGCGCGCACGCAAGGGGGGUUGGCAAGACGCCAUCAGGGUGGUGGAGGCCAGCAACUACGGACCGAUCGCGCAGAGGAAAAGAACCAUCGUGGGAGGGCCGGUUCCUGGACACUAUGACGUGGGAGCGCUCCUGCAGAUGACAACCGGGUGGACGUUGGGCCAUCUGUCUUCGCUCGUCAGGAUGAAGGAGGAGGAGUCGAGGAAGGAGGAAUCCAUGUUGCGGGAGAUCGACGACGAGAGGAGCCGUAUCGAGGCCGCUGAUGCGGCAGAAACGGAGUACGGGAGGCGCGGAGGCAAUGGCAAGCGCGUCUCAUUUUAUGAAAACUGA
Ectocarpus siliculosus is the source of this 663-nucleotide messenger RNA. Lineage: Eukaryota; Phaeophyceae; Ectocarpales; Ectocarpaceae. The record is from the annotation of a GenBank genome assembly.